Myripristis murdjan (pinecone soldierfish) is the source of this 1824-nucleotide messenger RNA. It is a transcript of the gene rpp38, whose product is annotated as ribonuclease P/MRP 38 subunit. Gene Ontology annotation, molecular function: ribonuclease P RNA binding; ribonuclease P activity. NCBI's taxonomy places the organism in Eukaryota, Metazoa, Chordata, Actinopteri, Holocentriformes, Holocentridae. Gene Ontology annotation, biological process: tRNA 5'-leader removal. Bases 187 to 1008 code for a protein of 273 amino acids. The transcript has 2 exons. Gene Ontology annotation, cellular component: ribonuclease MRP complex; nucleolar ribonuclease P complex; fibrillar center. The record is from RefSeq and is a predicted model, not a curated record.
AGAAGACAUCCGAACUGAAGCGACCUGAGUUUUCAAUAAAGUUGUUUAAAUUCAAACAAGAUGGCGGCGCCCUUAGGCUAAGCCAUGUCGCCGGACUGAAGGCAUGAAUGAUACGAGGAUCGUGUUAAAAAGAAGAAAUGUGCUUUUGACGCGCCGUUAAGAGUAAAGAGAAAGCUCAGAGAAAGGAUGGCCACUCCAGGCAAGCUGACAAAGAAGGAAAUGAAAAAGCAGAUUCCAGCCAAGACUUCCUUCAGCUCCCCAUUUAGUCAACAAUGGAGCUCGCUUCCCCAGGAGGACAUGCACUUCAUCCUGCAGACGCUGAAGAAAAAGUUGGUUUCUAUCGGGCUCGAGAAAAAAGAGGUGAGAGUGUUUCGCCCGUGGAGGAAAAAGAAAGAUAAGAAGCCUUGUGCUGCAUCAGAAUCGCUCCCUGUGCAAAGCCAGGACAGCCAAGUGCCCGAGGCCGGCCUGAGGAACGGCUGGACAGACGGGGCAGCAAGACGCCAGCUGGCCAUCGGCAUCAACGAGGUCACCAAGGCACUGGAGAGAAACCAACUACAGCUGGUUCUGGUGUGUAAGUCUGUCAGACCAAAACACAUGACCACACACUUGAUCCCACUGAGUGCAACGAGACAUGUGCCGGCCUGCCAGGUGCCACGGCUGAGCGAGAGCGUGUCCGAGCCGCUGGGGCUGAAAAGUGUUCUGGCACUGGGCUUCAGGAACUGCACCUCCAAGGAAGAUGGUAUUUUUACCGACACAGUGGAUGCCAUCAUACCCAGAGUGCCUACGUUGGAUGUGGCGUGGCUGCAGGGCACAGAGGCCCACUUGUCAGCCAGGGGACUGGACCAGUUGGAGGAGGACGUCGGUGAGAAGAGGGGCCAGAAAAGGAAAUGUGAAGAUGAACCUGAGAAGGUCGCAGAAUCUUCCGGAUGCACUCUGCAGCCACUCAAAGUGAAAAAGAUCAUUGCUAACCCUUCAAAGAAAAGAACACCAAGGAAAAAGAAAGCUUAGAUCGCAGACUGACAGAUGAAAUGGACGCUUUAGCCAAAUAUUUAGUUUUUUUAAUGCUUUUGUUUGAAAAUGGAAAACAUGCAAUGCUGAGGAAAUGUAAAUUGAUCUAGUUUGUAGAUGCCUUUGUGUAAAGGCUUUUAAAUGCUAGAAUUUUUUUUUAACCCCCCACCCACGUUUAGAUAUAUCACAUUAUGGGAUUUGGGGGACAUGCCAAGUGGCGCUGCAAACAGUAAAUAUGUCAUCAUUGAUUAAUCAUUAUUUUUCUGAUGAACAAUUUAGUAUAUAAAGUAUCAAAAACAAUCCCAAAGUGAUGUAUUCAGAAUGCUUCCUUAGUCUGACCAGCAGCCAAUAAAGCUCAAAAGUAUUAAUUUUAUGAUCAUGACUGGAGAAUGAAAAUCCUAGUAAUCUUAUUACACCUGUAAUCAGCAAAUUCUGCAUUGAUAUGACAUUAAGUGAAAACCCAGCCCCUGUGGGAAUAUUUUGAACUGACAUGAUUUGCAGAAUUGUCAAUUUUAAUUUGAAUUCCCUUAGUUAAUUGUCAUUAUUCAGUUUUUCUUAUCUCAGUUAGUUGACAGGGGUUGAGCAGGAUCCGCCUUAAUUUGUAAUUCUAAUGCCCUCUUAAAUAAGUGAAAUAAGUCAGCUUCCUUUUUAAAGUGAGUUUAUUCAAUCAAAUAUCCAUGCUGGUAUAACCGACGCGUGUGUUGAAACAGAUUCUGUUUAUUAUUUGCAUGGGGUCAUGUCUAAAUGAUGCUGGUACAGAUUCUUCAGCUUCUUCAGCCUGCAAUGGACUUGAAUAAAAAUAUUGAUUUUCAGUUA